CGAAUCAUUUCUUAUCAAAAUGGCGGCGUAGCGAGUGUUUACGAUUGCUGUUCGGAAAGCGUUGGCAUCUCGUAAAACAACCUUCCUGUCUCUUCGUCGAACGUUUCGACAGUGAAAAAAGUCUUUCGAAAGACGUCCUCCGAAAGCUUCGUAGAAUUUCGCUUGGUUACAAGGCUUCCGGACGGAACAACUCCAUAGGUGCCGGCAGUGUUUUCGAAACAGUCGCGCGCUCUUUCAGAUAAAUAGGAGCGUCGUGCCAGUAUUCUGGACGCCUUUUUGGUACUUCGCGAAGUUCGGCAUCGGAAUAACAAGCUAGUUCGAUUCGUCUGAGUCGCCAUGCCGUACGCCAACCAGCCGUCGGUGCACAUCAGUGAGCUGACCGACGAGAACGUCAAGUUCUUCGUCGAGGACACCGACCUGAGCGUGGCAAACAGCCUGCGUCGCGUCUUCAUCGCCGAGACGCCCACCCUGGCGAUCGACUGGGUCCAGCUGGAAGCCAACUCGACCGUGCUGCACGACGAGUUCAUCGCGCACCGGCUGGGCCUGAUCCCGCUCACGAGCGACGAGAUCGUCGACAAGAUGCAGUACUCGCGGGACUGCACGUGCGCCGACUUCUGCACCGAGUGCUCGGUCGAGUUCACGCUCGACGUCAAGUGCCUGGACGAGCAGACGCGCCACGUGACCACGGCCGACCUCAAGUCGAGCGACCCGCGCGUCGUGCCCGUCACGUCGCGCCACAAGGACGACACCAACGAGUACGGCGAGACGGAGGACAUCCUCAUCGUCAAGCUGCGCAAGGGCCAGGAGGUCAAGGCCCGCGCGUACGCCAAGAAGGGCUUCGGCAAGGAGCACGCCAAAUGGAACCCCACGUGCGGCGUGGCGUUCGAGUACGACCCGGACAACGCCUUCCGCCACACCACCUACCCGCGGCCCGAGGAGUGGCCCAAGAGCGAGUACACCGAGCUGGACGAGGACCACGCCGAGGCCGAGUUCCAGAGCGAGGGCAAGCCCAACAAGUUCUACUACAACGUCGAGUCGUCGGGCGCCCUGAAGCCCGAGAACAUCGUGCUGAGUGGCCUGAGCGUGCUCAAGAAGAAGCUGAGCGACCUGCAGACGCAGCUGUCUCACGAGCUGCCCUGCGACUCGCUCACCAUCAACUAACUGA
Rhipicephalus sanguineus (brown dog tick) is the source of this 1165-nucleotide messenger RNA. RefSeq names its product DNA-directed RNA polymerase II subunit RPB3 (gene RpII33). Gene Ontology annotation, molecular function: protein dimerization activity; DNA binding; DNA-directed RNA polymerase activity. Gene Ontology annotation, biological process: DNA-templated transcription. Gene Ontology annotation, cellular component: RNA polymerase II, core complex. Lineage: Eukaryota; Metazoa; Arthropoda; Arachnida; Ixodida; Ixodidae. The transcript has a single exon. The record is from RefSeq and is a predicted model, not a curated record. Bases 337 to 1161 code for a protein of 274 amino acids.